Pyricularia oryzae 70-15 is the source of this 1035-nucleotide messenger RNA. RefSeq lists its product as uncharacterized. The coding region runs from base 1 to 1035 and encodes 344 amino acids. Lineage: Eukaryota; Fungi; Ascomycota; Sordariomycetes; Magnaporthales; Pyriculariaceae. The transcript has 2 exons. Gene Ontology annotation, molecular function: cellulose binding. Gene Ontology annotation, cellular component: extracellular region. The record is from RefSeq and is a predicted model, not a curated record. Gene Ontology annotation, biological process: carbohydrate metabolic process.
AUGAGGCUGUCCAUCUGCACCGCCGCGCUCUCCCUGACGGGAGGCGUGGUCGCCGGCACCGUGAUCUGGGAUGGGCGCUUCAACGACAUGACCUCGGCGGCGGACCUGAACAAGUGGUCGUGGGGCAACCAGGUCGGGUCCUACCAGUACUACAUCCACGGAUCCAGCCCCGUCACCAGCUACGUCAACCUGUCGCCCAGCCACAAGAACCCGGCCGACACGACGUCCAAGCAGGGCGCCAAGCUGACGCUCGACUCGACCGCGUACUGGAACGGGCAGAACAUGCGGCGCAUCGAGCUCAUCCCGCAGACCACGGCCGCCAUCAACCAGGGCAAGGUGUUUUACCACUUUAGCAUCAAGCGGUCCGACGUCAACGCCCCCGCCACCACGCGCGAGCACCAGAUCGCCUUUUUCGAGAGCCACUUCACCGAGCUCAAGAGCGGCUGGCUGUCGGGCGCCCCGGGCACCUCGGACCCGGCCCUGCGGUGGAUGGUCAACCAGCAGACAAAGUGGAGCGUGGACUGGGCCGCCGACGUCUGGCACAACGUCGCCUACGAGAUCGACUUUGCCGCCAACACGGUCGGCUUCUGGCACUCCACCGGCGCCAGCCCGCUCCAGAGGAUCGUCGCCCCCGUGUCGGUGAGCACCUCGAGCAACGGCGCCGACUGGCACGUCGGCGUGCUCGAGCUGCCGCGCAGUGGCUACCCGGACGCCGUUGAGGACUUUUACUUCUCGGGCGUGUACAUCGAGACCGGGACCAUCACCACCGCCAUCGGGGACGGCAGUGGCUCUGCGCCGGACCCCGGAGUGCCCGGCACCACCUCGCGACCUCCCACCACCCCGGGGACCACUCCCACUACGACGAGGCCCCCUACUACGACGCCAGUCACGACCACCAAGCCCCCGGCGACGACGACGCAGCCGCCUGCACAGCCGGGACAGACUCGCUAUGGACAAUGCGGCGGAAAUAACUGGUCAGGCCCGAGCUCUUGCAUAGAGGGAACCUGCACCGUCUUGAACGAGUGGUGUAAGUAG